AUGAGUUUUAAAGGUUUUGGGAGAGCUAUCACUAGAGCACCACAAUCCUUCCGUCAGAAGUUCAAUAUGGGUGAGCAGACGGAGGAUCCGGUCUAUGAGGAUGCUGAACGUCGUUUCAAAGAACUGGAAGACGAAACUAAGAAGUUAAGUGAUGAGUCAAAAAGAUAUUCCACUGCAGUCAAUGGUAUGUUGAAUCAUCAAAUUGGUUUUGCCAAAGCUAUGGAAGAAAUUUUCAAGCCAAUCAGUGGUAAAAUGAGUGAUCCUAAUGCCACUAUUCCAGAAGAUAAUCCAGACGGUAUUGAAGCAAGUGAACAGUAUAGAGCUGUCGUUGCAGAAUUACAAGAGACUUUAAAGCCUGAUUUGACUUUGAUUGAAGAUAAAGUUGUCAAACCUUGUCAAGAAUUAUUGAAGGUCAUUACCUAUAUCCGUAAGAUGGCCACUAAGAGAAAUCACAAGAAAUUGGAUUUGGAUAGACGUCUAAACACUUAUAGUAAGUAUGAAAAUAAGAAGGAGCCAACCGCAAAGGAUGAAGAAAGGAUGUACAAAGCACAAGCAGAAAUGGAGGUUGCUCAACAAGAAUACGACUACUAUAAUGAAAUGAUGAAAACUCAGUUGCCAAUAUUAUUUAGUUUGGAGGCUCAAUUUGUUCAACCUUUAUUUGUUUCCUUCUAUUAUAUGCAAUUGAACAUUUUCUACACCUUAUACAAUCGAUUCCAAGAAAUGAAAAUUCCUUACUUCGAUUUGGAUAGUGAUAUCGUAGAGGCAUUUACGAUAAAGAGAGGUAAUGUUGAGGAACAAGCUGACUCUUUGGCAAUCACUCAUUUCAAAGUAGGUUACUCUAAGGCUAAAUUAGAAAUGACAAGAAAGAAAUAUGGAGCUGAUUCUACUCCUCCACCUUCUGCUCCAGCAUACGGUGUUGGUGCUGAUGGUGCUUCUCCAGGUGCCACACCAGGGUAUGGUGCACAAGUUCCAGCCGUUACUCCAUAUGGAGCAGGUGCAGCCGCCGCUGCUCCGGGUUAUGGUGCCGAUCCAGCUGCUGCUGUUGUCACACCAGGUUACGGUGCUGCUGCUGUCACACCAGGUUACGGCGCACAAGUUCCUGCUGUUACUCCAUAUGGAGCUGCUGCUGCUGCCCCAGCAGUAGCAGCUCAAGGAUACGAUGUUAAAUCAUCAGUUCCACCAGCACAACCAGUGCAAGCACCAGGACCACCAGCAUAUUCAGCAGCUCCACAAGCAGAAACAUGCACCUCUCUAUAUGAAUACCAAGCCCAGGCCGCAGGUGAUUUAAGUUUCCCAGCAGGAGUUCUCAUUGAAAUUGUCGAACGUACAGCCAACGUCAACGAAUGGUGGACCGGUAGAUAUAACGGUCAACAAGGUGUUUUCCCUGGUAACUACGUCCAAAUGAACCAAUAG
Messenger RNA from Vanderwaltozyma polyspora DSM 70294, 1413 nucleotides. It is a transcript of the gene RVS167, whose product is annotated as amphiphysin. Lineage: Eukaryota; Fungi; Ascomycota; Saccharomycetes; Saccharomycetales; Saccharomycetaceae. Gene Ontology annotation, molecular function: lipid binding; protein binding. Bases 1 to 1413 code for a protein of 470 amino acids. The record is from RefSeq and is a predicted model, not a curated record. Gene Ontology annotation, biological process: actin cortical patch localization; endocytosis; plasma membrane tubulation. Gene Ontology annotation, cellular component: mating projection tip; Rvs161p-Rvs167p complex; actin cortical patch. The transcript has a single exon.